CACACACACAGAGAUACACACUCGCCAUCCCUGGGGGGGGAAAACCGUGGUGCUUGGGGCUCAGACCUUUUGGAAGAAAGAGCGGCGGGAAGAAAAGAAGGGGGCUAAACAUGCCCAGCUCUUUGAGCCACUCCUCAUAGGGAAUCUUGUUCUCCAAACCCUUGAUUGUUUUAGUCGCCCUCUUCCUCUGGACACCUUCCAGCUUAGAAUCAACAUCUCCCUUCAAUGGCGGUGCCCAGAGUUGGACACAGUGUGAUUCCAGGGAAAUAGGCCUUCCAUGGAGCUACAUUGGUCACGAUGCGAAACAAUCCAACAUUGAAUGGAUUUUGAAGAAUUUGCACUUAAAAAUGCAGUAAGGAAAUCAGUCCUAUAGGAAGAAGAAAUGCUCUAAAGGUUCUGAUCUUGCUGAACCUUUCACCUCGCUCACAGUUCAGAAAGAGGAAAAAGAGUCAAGUGUCUACAUUGUUCUUUAAAGUAAAUACCACUACCAACAUGGGGAAGAAAGCAUAUAAAUGUACUGAGUGUGGAAAGAGCUUUAGUCACCAGACACCUCUGCGGAUACAUGAAAGAGCUCACACUGGUGAGAAACCCUACACAUGUCAGGAAUGUGGGAAGAACUUCGCACAGAGUGGAGCUUUAAACAUACAUCAAAGAAUUCACACUGGAGAGAAACCCUACACAUGCCUAGAAUGUGGAAGGAGCUUCACUCACAGUGGUGGUCUACGUUCACACCAGAAAAUUCACACUGGGGAGAAACCCUAUACAUGCCUGGAAUGUGGAAGGAGUUUCGCUCACAGUAGUGUUCUACGUUCACACCAGAAAAUUCACACUGGGGAGAAACCCUAUACAUGCCUGGAAUGUGGAAGGAGCUUCGCUCACAGUGGUGGUCUACGUUCACACCAGAGAACUCACUCUGGGAAGAAACUCUUGAAAUGCUUGGAGUGUGGAAGGAGCUUCAUUCACAGUGCAGGUCUACUUAAGCAUCAAAGAACUCACACUGGGGAGAAACCCUAUAAAUGCCAAGAUUGUGGAAAUACCUUUGCUGGUUAUGGAGGUCUACAAAUUCAUCGUAGAACACACACUGGGGAGAAACCCUUUCAGUGCCCUGAGUGUGGAAAGAGUUUUACUCAGCACACACAUUUACGUAUACAUCAAAGAAUUCACACUGGGGAGAAACCCUUUAAAUGCUUGGAGUGCGGAAAGAGCUUCACUGACAAUAGAAGUCUACAUACGCAUAAAAGAACUCACACUGGGGAGAAACCCUUUAAAUGCUUGGAGUGUGGAAAGAGCUUUGCUCGGAGUGGAUAUCUACGUUCACAUCAGAGAAUUCACACUGGGGAGAAACCCUAUAAAUGCCAAGAUUGUGGAAAUACCUUUGCUGAUUAUGGAGGUCUACGUAGUCAUCGUAGAACACACACUGGGGAGAAACCCUUUCAGUGUCCCGAGUGUGGAAAGAGUUUUACUCAGAAUGCACAACUACAUUCACACCAAAGAACUCACACUGGGGAGAAACCCUAUAAAUGCUUGGAGUGCGGAAAGAGCUUCACUGAAAGCGGAAGUCUGCGUAAGCAUUAUAGAAUCCACACUGGGGAGAAACCCUAUAAAUGCUUGGAGUGUGGAAAGAGCUUUGCUCGGAGUGGAACACUACGUUUACAUCAAAGAACUCACACUAGAGAGAAACCCUAUAAAUGCCAGGAAUGUGGAAAGACCUUUGUGCACAGGGGAAUUCUGCAUUCACAUCAAAGAACUCACGCUGGGAAGAAAGCCUAUGAGUGCCUGGAGUGUGGCAAGAGCUUCACUCACAACUCAAGUCUACAUAUACAUCAAAGAACCCACACUGGGGAGAAACCCUAUACAUGCCUGGAGUGUGGAAAGAGUUUCUCACAGUUGGGAAAUCUGCAUUCACAUCAGAAAAUUCACACUGGGGAAAAACUAUAAAUGUCUCAAAUGUGGACAGACAUUCCCUGAGAGUGGAGAGCUACAUAAACAUAAUAGAACCCAUAUUGGGAAGAAACUCUAUACAGGCAGUAUCCAAGUUACUAACAUGAUAGGUUCUGUAGGUUUGUUCUUAAGUUGAAUUUUAAGUGUAACUCCAUCCAAAUGUUAUGUGUGUGUGUAUGUAUGCAUGCCAUGCAUGUAGAUAGAUAGAUAGAUAGAUAGAUAGAUAGAUAGAUAGAUAGAUAGAUAGAUAGAUAGAUAGAUAUGUUUUGCAUAGCAUACAGAACAGUUAACACUCCUAUAGUGUUAGUUUUGCUGCCUGUGCCCCUGUUCAGAUGAUUUCACCUCACCUUCUCUCCCUGUGAUAAUUGGAUUUUGAAAAAAUUGGCUUGUUGUGGAAACAAGGAUUGGGGAUAAAACCUCAGUGGAGUCCGCUUUUCCUUAUGUUAACCCUUUUGGAGUUAUUUUGUCUUCCUAGGCGUAGAGUUCUCUCACAUCCUGUUGUCUCAACCUGUUCUUAGCUAUGAGUCAUUUGUAAGUUGGAUGUUUGUAAUUUGGGAACUCCCUGUACAUGCCUGGAUUGUGGAAAGAGUUUUGCUCAGAGUUAACAUCUACAUUGAUAUCAAAGUCUUCACAAUGAGUUCAAACUGUAUACAGGCUGUCCCCGGGUUACAAGCAAGAUUGGUGGUGUGGGUUUAUUCUUAAGUUGAAUUUGUAUAUAGGUCAGGAGAGGUACAUUUUAAAGUGUAAUUUCAGCCAAUUUUGUGUAGUUCUUGAUAGUAUAGGGAAGUGUUAACACCCCUGUUACGUUUGUUUUGCUGUGUAUGUCGCUAGUCAGAAGAUUUGUUCUCAUUUUUUGUCCCUGUCAGACUUGUUGUUGUUUAUUCAUUCAGUCGUCUCCGACUCCUCGUGAUCUCAUGGACCAUCCCACGCCAGAGUUUCCUAUCUGCCGUUGCCGCCCCCAGUUCCUUCAAGUUCAUGCCAAUCACUUCAAGGAUACUAUCCAUCCAUCUCGCCCUUGGUCGGCCUCUCUUCCUUUUUCCUUCCAUUUUCCCCAGCAUCGUGAUCUUUUCCAAGCUUUCCUGUCUUCUCAUGAUGUGGCCAAAAUGUCAGGGGAUGAUGGUGUGCAGAGUGGAUUCCAAAAUUCAUUAUCCCGGUCUCACCCCCUUCUCCAGACUGUAUUCCCAUGCUGAGAAACAGCACUGGUCAAACAAACACUCCAGCAGGCGAAGUCCAACUGUUGAUUAACUUUAUUUACAUGUCUAUUUACAGUUUGCAUUUCUCAGCUUUAGAGCAUAGCAUUCAUAGUCCAUCUUCAGCGAAUGCUCAAGCCGAACACCGGGAGAUAAGACACACCCCUGCAUUCCACAGACCAAGAAGGAAGUCCCGGUCAAACAAACUUGACCCCAUUGGUCCUGUGAUACGUCAAUCAUAGCAGGUUCCCAUUAACUCCAUAACUACUGAAAUGCCUUGCCGAAAACUAACACAGAAGGCAUUUCUAACAACCCAGAUUGAUUUUAACAUUUCACAAUACACAAUACCCUGACACAAAAUAUUUCAGCUUUGUCUCUAGUAUCCUUCCCUCCAGUGAGCAGCCAGGCUUUCUUUCCUGGAGAAUGGACUGGUGGGAUCUUCUUGCGGUCCAAGGCACUCUCAGGAUUUUUCCUCCAGCACCAAAGUUCAAAAGCCUCUCUCUUCCUUCGCUCAGCCUUCCUUAUGGUCCAGCUCUCUCUCGCAUCCAUAGGUUACUGUGGGGAAUACCAUUGCUUUGACUAUGGGGACCUUUGUUGCCCGUGUGAUGUCUCUGCUCUUCACUAUUUCGUCAAGAUUGGCCAUUGCUCUCCUCCCAAGAAGUAAAUGUCUUCUGAUUUCCUGGCUGCAGUCUGCAUCUGCAGUGAUCUUCAUGCCUAGAAAUAUAAAUUCUGUCACUGCCUCCACGUUUUCUCCUUCUAUUUGCCAGUUAUCAAUCGGUCUGGUUGCCAUGAUCUUGGUUUUCUUGAUGUUUAAUUGCAGCCCAGCUUUUGCCCUUUCUUCUUUCUUUCACCAUGGUGAGAAGGCUCCUCAGCUCCUCCUCACUUUCAGCCAUCAGAGUGGUAUCAUCUGUGUACCUAAGGUUGUUAAUUUUUCUUCCAGCAAUUUUAACUCUGGCCUUGGAAUCUUCAAGCCCCGCACAUCGCAUGAUGUGUUCUGCGUACAAGUUGAAUAGGUCGGGUGAAAGUAUACAGCCCUGCCGUACUCCUUUCCCAAUCUUGAACCAGUCUCCUGUUCCGUGGUCUGUUCUUACUACAGUUGAGUCUCACUUAUCCAACAUAAACAGGCCGGCAGAAUGUUGGAUAAGCUAAUAUGUUGGAUAAUAAGGAGGGAUUAAGGAAAAGCCUAUUAAACAUCAAAUUAGGUUAUGAUUUUACAAAUUAAGCACCAAAACACCAUGUUAGACAACAAGUUUAACAGAAAAAGUAGUUCAAUACACAGUAAUGCUAUGUAGUAAUUACUGUAUUUACGAAUUUAGCACCAAAAUAUCACGAUGUAUUGAAAACAUUGAUUACAAAAAUGUGUUGGAUAAUCCAGAACAUUGGAUAAGCAAAUGUUGGAUAAGUGAGACUCUACUGUAUUUAAAAAUUAAAAAAUGAAGGAAAUAUACCAAGAUAGAAAUAAUCAACCAAAAAUCUUGGUUUAAAAAAAUGACAAGAAGAAUGGGAACUCUAUUCGAAAUUAUUAAAAACUAGAAGAAGAUAGUUAUAACAGGAUUAAAAAAAAUUAACAUUGCCCUGUAUAUAUACACAUACACACAUACAUUGUAUUAUCUAUUGGUCCCACAUUUAAGUUGUUCCACAUGUACUUGGAACAACACUUUUUAAAUGAGAUUUAGAAUGUUUAUAUACACAUUUUGUGUAAAAUAUCUACCCCACACUUAACACCUCUUAAAUAGAUUAGGAAUGUUUGUGUUGAAAUAUAUACGCUCUGUGUGGACAAGAAUGAUAGUCAUAGCGAUACAUAACAAACUUUGUUCAUACAUUACUAACAGAUUAUCUUGAAUUUUUAGAUUUCUUAGGAAAUAAUUAGAUUUAGAUAAAGAAUUAAAAGAAUCUGACAAGAAUACCUGAGAUGAACUUUUACAGAGGAAAACUGGAAAAGAAAGAACCAUAAAAGAUAACAGAAGACACAACUAUCAGAUCUGAAACUAAUUGAUAAUAUCACUCUUCUCUUUGCUACAGGGGAUAUAAUGAACUUUUAAUACUGUAAAGAAGUAUGAAUUUUAGUUUACAGAUGUCAUGUUUAACUGUGUUUUAAAAGAGUCAGUAUUUCAGUUACUCUGCUCUCAUGAGUGGUUGCCAUAGAAACGUGGGCAGAGCCAACAGUCAUUUGGCAGAAGAAAGUUUGAAAAGAAACUCAGUCAGUCUGUGGUCAGAGAACCACAGGGAAGGUUGAUUCUCAAUUGGAGAAUCAGGGAGACUCAAAGGUUUAAAUUUUGAGUCAGUUUAAAAUAAGUUUGGUGGCUUAUUUUAAGGUAGUCUGUUUCCAGGUAAGGAACAGAUAGGCUGUGAUUGAAAUUCAUAGGGUGACUGCAGUUUAGAGCAGUAAAGAAAGAAGUGACAUUUUAAGAAGUUUGAAACACCUCAUUCUGUUAUUGCAACUGUUAAUCUAUGUGCCUCAAACAAGAAGAGAAGUUAUUGUAACCAUUAAGCUUGUGUUAUUGUUCUCUCAAACAUCUCAGUCUCUGUGAUGUCUCAUGGGCCUUGUAGUCCCGUUCCUAGUACUAUUGUGGCAGAUGAGGAGGAAAACAUGGGAUUUCCACCGGUUCAGCCAGAAUCGGAGCCUCUGCACCUGGAGGAUGUUUGCCCUCAAGAAGUUAGCCAAACAAGCCUUGGGCAGAAUUCUCCCCCGUUUUCCCGAAAGGACAAUUAUAAUAGAGAUAGAGGAGUCAGGGAGGCUAAUCGCCGGAGCCUCAGAAUCGCAGCCAAACAACUAGCAGAUUAGGUCUGCUUCCCUUGGGAAAUUCUAAGGAGUCAUGCAUCUGGACAGAGUUGGGUUUCGCUUCUUGUUCUCCAGGGAAAGUGUUCUGUUGGCGGGAAAACAAGAACCUAUAUAGGGGUUUUGCCGCAAGAGGAACCUUGCGGAGUCAAUUUGAUCAGCUUGUGAGAGAGAUCGUGUGUGGACUUCGUAUUCCUUGUUCCCUGCUUCCCGGAUCUAGUUUCAAGUCUUGCCUUGACUCACGUUUUGCCACGGACCUUGCUUUAUGCCACGGGCCUUGCUUUCAUGCUUCAUGUUGCCACGUUUCAAGUCUUUGAUCCAGCCAAGUAUCAAGCUCAUGUUCUAGCUUUGUUGUCAAGCUUCAAUGGACUAUAAGACCUUGUCAUCUCCCCACACUAUUGCUUGGCAAAGUGUGUGUUUCGGUUAAUGGAUUAUAACUUUGGACUCUAAUAUCUUAUAUUGGACAAUAUUUUCCUGGACUAUAUUUGAUCUUUCCUGAAAGGUCUACUUCUGAACUAUAUUCUUCACUUGUUUUUAUUGACUUUAUAUAUUUCUUUAAUAAAGAUAUUAGAUAGAA
Molecule: messenger RNA, 6487 nt
Organism: Anolis carolinensis (green anole)
Lineage: Eukaryota; Metazoa; Chordata; Lepidosauria; Squamata; Anolidae
Product: zinc finger protein 658B
Exons: 3
Coding region: 493-1938 (481 amino acids)
Source: RefSeq, a predicted model, not a curated record